AUGGAGGAGCUGGCCGAGGUUCCUGGCCUGGGCGGCUGCUUGUCGGCGCUCAGCGAGGCGGAGCUCACCCAGGCGAGUGCGCUGGUCAAGGCCGGGCAGGCGGAUAUCUUCGCCGCCUGGCCCCCCGCGGGGCAGGCCGACGAAGAGAAGCGAGCAUUCUUCGAGCAGGCGAGGACCCUUGAUGCUAACUACCCUGGCGGGCUGGCGCAGUACAUCUCCAUUUCCAAUGCCCGGAAGCUGCUCGAUGCCGCGACCAAGGGCGAGAACAGCCUAGACGGCUGGAGCCCCUCGGUGCCCAGCACUGGCGUGGACCUGGCCGUGGGUAGCGAUGCUUGUUGUCUCCUCGAGCGGCGCGGGCUCGAGGAGGUCGCGGCUUGCUGCUUUGUGAUCCCCGCGGGGGGCCUGGGGGAGCGGUUGGGCUUCAACGGGGUCAAGUUCGCGCUGCCCGCGGAGGUGACCAGCGGGUGGUGCGUGCUGGAAGUCUACGCCGCAUACAUCCGCGCCUUCGAGGCGUUGAGCUCAUCGCGGGCUGGUCCGUGCCGGCUGCCCCUCGUCAUCAUGGCGAGCGCGGACACGGCCGAGGGCAUCCGCAGGUUGCUGGCGGAGAAGUCCUAUUUCGGCCUGUCCGAAUCCCAGGUUACCAUCCUUCUGCAGGAGAAGGUGGCUGCCCUCGCCGACAGCUCAGCGCGGCUCGCGAUGGAAACGCUGUACAAGAUCGCCACCAAGCCGCAUGGUCACGGCGACGUCCAUUUCUUGUUGCAUUCGUCUGGGCUGCUGGAGCGCUGGCUGGCAGAAGGCAGGAGGUGGGUUUAUUUUUUUCAAGACACGAACACCCUGUACCUAGGCACUCUGUUGUCGACGCUUGGGGUGUCUGCCACCCAGGAGCUGGAGGUGAAUUCCGUGGCCAUGCCUCGCCGUGCAAAGGAGGCCGUGGGCGCCAUUGCAAAGCUAACGCAUGUGGACGGCAGGUCCAUUGUCGUGAACGUCGAGGCACGGUGGCGGACAACCAGUUGGAGCCUCUGCUCGUCUCCACAGGGCACCAUGAGGGCGACACCAAUGGGGCAAACGGCUUCUCAUCCUACCCGGGGAACCAGAACGGUCUCGUUUUCUCGCUGCCUGAGUAUGUAG
Molecule: messenger RNA, 1128 nt
Organism: Prorocentrum cordatum
Lineage: Eukaryota; Dinophyceae; Prorocentrales; Prorocentraceae
Source: the annotation of a GenBank genome assembly